GAUAUAUUAUCAAAUCAAAGAGAUAAAGGAACGAAAGUAUACUCUAUAUAUGCAUCUCUUUAUAUAACAAAUUAAAUUACAAAUUUUAUACAAUCUCGUAAAACACAAUAUAUAAUAUUUAUGGAAGGCUCCAGGCAUGAAGCCAGUUUGCUAGUGAUGAUAUUUUUCAUGUCCUUAUUAGUAAUAUUUGUUAUAAAAUAUUUGUUCCUCAAAAUAGUGGAUGAGAUGAAGCCUCAUAGUAGUAAUGCAGCAGUACUAGUACCACUUCCUCCAGGUCCUUCCCCUUGGCCAAUUCUUGGAUGCAUUCCGGAGAUGUUGCGAAACAGACCCACAUACAAAUGGAUCCACACUCUCAUGAAAGAAUUGGACACAGACAUUUCUUGUAUUCGACUCGGGACAAGUACUCAUGUUAUCUCUGUCACCUCUCCGGAGAUUGCCAGAGAGUUCUUGAAGAAACACGACAAGGUGUUCGCUUCAAGACCUCUCACGCGUGUCACUUGUUUAAUCUCCCAUGGAUACAUAGAGACCGUGUUAGCACCAUGGGGCGACCACUGGAAGAAGAUGAGGAGGGUACUUGUGUCUAAUGUACUCAACCACUCUACACUUACUUGGCUUCUCCCCAAGAGAACUGAAGAAGCUGAUAAUCUGGUUCGCUUUGUUUAUAACCACUCGUCCGCUAAAGGAGAAGGAGAAGUAGUAACUGUGAGAAUUGUCGCGCAACAAUACUUAGGAGGCGUAAUGAGAAAAAUGAUGUUUGGUAAAAGAUAUUUUGGGGAAGGAAGGGAGGAUGGAGGGCCAGGUAGAGAAGAAGAAGAGCAUGUUGAGGCUGUGUUUGUUAUGCUUUCACACAUUUAUGCCUUUUCUGUGUCGGACUAUCUUCCGUGGUUGCGAUGGUUGGACUUAGAUGGCCAUCAAAGGAUUGUUCGUAAAGCCAUAAAAGUGGUGAACAAGCUCCAUGACCCAAUAAUCAAGGACAGAAUCCGAGAAUGGAGAAAGGGCGAGCCUAGUAUUAGUAGGAAAACCUCCAAUGAUUUGCUUGAUGUUCUCAUAUCGCUUAAAGAUUCUGAUGGAACCCCACUUUUGUCCGAGGACGAAAUUCGAGCACAAAUCAUGGAAUUGUUUCUAGCAGCAAUAGAUAACUCAUACAACGCAGUAGAAUGGGCACUAUCUGAAAUGUUAAACCAGCCAGAGAUGCUUAAAAAGGCAACAAAAGAAAUCGAUAGAGUUGUUGGCAACAAAACCACACUCCUCCAAGAAUCUCACAUCCCUCAACUCCUUUACCUAAUUGCAUGCAUAAGAGAAGCUCUCCGCCUCCACCCGGUUGCACCCUUCAAUGUCCCACAUGUCUCUACUUCCGACUGCAUUGUAGCUGGCUACUUCAUUCCCAAGGGCAGCAACGUCCUCCUCAGCCGCUUGGGCCUCGGCCGCAACCCUGUUGUAUGGGAUCAACCGUUGCACUUCAAUCCAGAUCGCCAUCUUCAUGAGAAGCAACGUGACUUGUCAGAGAUAGAUCUUCGGUUUAUCAGCUUUACCGCAGGGAGGAGAGGGUGCAUUGGAGGGGAGCUAGGGACGAACAUGACGGUCAUGCUUUUGGGAAGACUAUUGCAAGGUUUUACAUGGACGAUUCCUGAAGGAAUGGAGAGCAUAGAUUUGAGUACUGAAGAAAGCUCAAUGUUUAAGGAUAAACCAUUGUAUGCCCAUGCAAAACCUCGCUUGAAUCAUUCUCUUUAUUUGUUAUAAUAAUCAUCAAUGUUAUUGGGUUAUGUACGUUAUUUUAACUUCUUCUUAUAAUAUAAGUAUUAAUGAUCUCUUGUUGUUUUCUUA
Molecule: messenger RNA, 1824 nt
Organism: Cannabis sativa
Lineage: Eukaryota; Viridiplantae; Streptophyta; Magnoliopsida; Rosales; Cannabaceae
Product: tryptophan N-monooxygenase CYP79A68-like
Exons: 2
Coding region: 121-1740 (539 amino acids)
Molecular function (GO): monooxygenase activity; oxidoreductase activity, acting on paired donors, with incorporation or reduction of molecular oxygen; heme binding
Source: RefSeq, a predicted model, not a curated record